AUGAGCCUUCAACAGCCCCUCCAACCGCCUCAGGCGCCUCCCCUUUUCACCGCGACGCCCACCUCGGUUCUCCAAGCCACCGAACGUCUCAUUCAGCAUCUUCGUUUGGUGCAGAGCCAGAUAAUCGAUCAGAUUCGGUCAGAUAACGCGACGUUUGCUAAUGUUAUUCUGCCGCUUGUGCACGCCGAGAAUUCCUUGGCUCGUGAAGCCCACGUGCUUAUUUUCUUCAAGUCCGUAUCCCCCGACCUGGAGCUGCGCGACGCUUCGAGAAAAGCUCAGACGCUGCUUGACGACUUCAUGGUGGAGACGGCCAUGGACAAAGCCAUGUUUAGGCUGAUCGAUGCCGUGCUGCGGAAAAACGAGGAUCUAGAUCCGGAGUCUCUGCGACUGCUGAAGAAGAAGCACAGUGAGCGUGUCCGGAACGGCUUGAACCUGCCGCCUGGGCCGCAGAGGGAGCGCUUCGCUGAAAUCAAAAGCCAACUGAGCCGACUGACUGUUGAGUUCCGGGAGAAUUUGGACGAUGCAGAUGGCGGGAUGUGGCUUACCCCUGAGGAGCUGGAUGGGUUGCCCGAAAAUGUUGUUUCACAGCUGGAAAAUGGGCAAGGGGAGAACAAGGGAAAGUUAUUGGUAUCUUUUGGCCCCCCGUCCUUCUACCCGACCCUCAGGUUUUUGAAGAGGGCCGAUGUUCGCAGGCGCUUCCACAUUGCCGGCCACAACGAGUGUAACCAGAAUGUGGCGAUUUUCCGGGAGAUUGUGGUUCUUCGCGAUGAAGCCGCUCGUCUUCUUGGGUAUCCUAGCCAUGCGGCAUUUCGCCUGGAGGAAAAAAUGGCCAAAACCCCCGAAAUUGUUAAUGCCUUCUUGGAUGACCUGCGAUUGAGACUAGCAGCCGGUGGCCAGCAAGAGACCGAAGCCUUGCGGCAGCUCAAAAAGCGGGAUGUCGAAUCUCGAGGAGAAUCGUUCGACGGCCGAUUCUUCGAUUGGGACUUUUCAUAUUACAAGCGGGUGAUGCUAGAGACGCAGUACUCGGUCGAUCAGCAUAAAAUUGCGGAAUAUUUCCCCUUGCAGGCUACUAUUUCCGGCAUGCUGUCUAUGUUUGAGAAACUGUUUGGUCUUGUUUUCCACGAGAGCGCAAAGGUCCUUUCUGGAAAUGGUCAAGAAUAUGUAUGGCAUGAGGAUGUUCAGCUGUUCAGCGUCUGGGACGAUGCGAAGCAAGGUGGUGGGUUUGUCGGCUAUCUGUACUUGGACCUUUUCCCUCGUGACGGGAAAAACAGAAGUCCGGCCAACUUCAAUGUGAUACCAGGCUUCAGUCGGGAGGACGGUACUCGCCAGUAUCCUGCAACGGCGAUGGUAUGCAGCUUUGCCAAACCUACGCCCCAGAGUCCCAGCCUACUGAGGCACGAUGAAUUGGUCACCCUUUUCCACGAGCUGGGCCACGGCAUCCACGAUCUUGUAUCGAAGACCACAUACGCUUGCUUUCAUGGCACAGAGACUGCCUUAGAUUUCGGUGAAGCUCCCAGUCAGAUGCUCGAGAAUUGGUGCUGGGUGCCAUCUCAGUUGAAGGCCCUGAGCAAACAUUACUCGUCCCUUUCACCGGAAUAUUUACAAUUUUGGCAGUCGAAUUCAAACGGAGGUCAGAUACCACCGCCCGAGCAGAUGCCGGACGACAUGAUCGAGAGCCUGACCAGGUCAAGGUACGUGAAUGGCGCUUUGUUUCAUCUGAAUCAGCUCAGCAUCUGCAUUUUCGACAUGGCGGUCCACAACCCCGAGAGCCACGCCGCGAUAGAAAAAAUGAAUAUUUCCGCGAUGUACAACAGGAUACAUAGCGAAAUAUACCCGCCAGAUGGCCCCGAGGCUGUGGGCCACGGCGACGAAUGGGGCCACAAUUAUGUCCGCUUUGGACACUUGGUCAAUGACUACGACGCGGGAUAUUACAGCUAUUUAUUUUCAAAGGUGUACUCGGCGGAUAUGUUCCACACUGUCUUCAAGGCGGAUUCAAUGGACGCAGAGGAGGGUCGGAGAUAUCGAUAUGCCGUCCUGGAAAAGGGAGGCAAACAAGAUGAGAUGAAGACCUUGACAGAAUUUCUAGGCCGGCAGCCCAAGACGGACGCAUUUCAAUUGGAGCUCGGUCUAGCGUGA
Colletotrichum orchidophilum is the source of this 2136-nucleotide messenger RNA. Its product is annotated as peptidase family M3. NCBI's taxonomy places the organism in Eukaryota, Fungi, Ascomycota, Sordariomycetes, Glomerellales, Glomerellaceae. Gene Ontology annotation, molecular function: metalloendopeptidase activity. The coding region runs from base 1 to 2136 and encodes 711 amino acids. The transcript has 3 exons. The record is from RefSeq and is a predicted model, not a curated record. Gene Ontology annotation, cellular component: mitochondrial intermembrane space. Gene Ontology annotation, biological process: proteolysis; peptide metabolic process.